Canis lupus familiaris (dog) is the source of this 945-nucleotide messenger RNA. RefSeq names its product embryonic testis differentiation protein homolog B-like. NCBI's taxonomy places the organism in Eukaryota, Metazoa, Chordata, Mammalia, Carnivora, Canidae. The transcript is spliced from 2 exons. The record is from RefSeq and is a predicted model, not a curated record. The coding region runs from base 184 to 372 and encodes 62 amino acids.
UGUGAGUCACCUCUGGGGCCUAGCCAAUAAGGCCUGAGGGCUCAGGGAAGAAAAAUAUAAGGUAAGGAUCUUCCCCUCUCAUCCCCGUCCUCUUCCAGACCAUCCUCUACAGAAACCUGAGUAGUCUGUGAGGUUUACUCCAUUGUGUUCCUUUUGUGAAGCCAUUUGUGGUGUUAGCCAGACAUGGAGAAAGAAAACCCUGAAUUCAAACCCAGCCCAUCUACAACCAGUGAUGAAAAAAAUGAGAAGACAAGUGGACGCUCAAAGCAAACCGUGCCCACCAAGAACGUGUUGCACUUUUUACUGGAGAGGCAGCUGGGGAGGCACCAGAGUGAUGUGGAUCUGUCUAGGUGGCUGUGGAUGCUGACAUAGCCACACCAGGGUAGAGGUGGCCCUUGCUAAAAAAAAAAAGCAUGGGUCUUACCUGCUUAUGCUUACCCCAAUUUUUGAAAAUGCAAAAAAAAAAUUGAUUUAAAAUAACAAAACAACUUCCUUGUUUCAGCUACUACAACAAAAGCUGCAUUUUCACUCUAUUUGGUUUGGUAUGUUUUUAUUGCCCAAACAGCAUUUUUAGGUUAGUAAUAUGGGACAGGGGAUUUCACCACGGUAACCUGGAACACAGGAGCUCUCAUAGCCUGCAAGGCGGUGAGGUCACAGUGCAGGUCACAUUUCUUCCACCCUUAACCUGAAACAAAAUCAAGGGGGCAGUGAUGCAGAAUUGGGGACCCCCGGGAACCGAGACCCCUCUCCUAAGCAUUUGAGGAGACACCCGCUGUUUCUCGCUGGAAAACCUGGCUGCUACCCUGGUGAAAGUUUAAGAAUGGGCCUCCCGCAGCGUAGGAAGUUUAGGAUAUCCAUAUUUUUUAUUCUGAGCCUCAUGAGGAUACCAUUUAGAAACUACAGCGUUAUGUUUUUGUUGGCUCUAUUUCAUAUAAAAAAAUCAGA